Penicillium brevicompactum is the source of this 180-nucleotide messenger RNA. Its product is annotated as Major facilitator superfamily domain general substrate transporter. The record is from RefSeq and is a predicted model, not a curated record. The transcript is spliced from 2 exons. Lineage: Eukaryota; Fungi; Ascomycota; Eurotiomycetes; Eurotiales; Aspergillaceae. Bases 1 to 180 code for a protein of 59 amino acids.
AUGGGACUCGGUUUGAAAAGACCCGAUGAUGCCGUGGGCUCUGCUGCCCCGGCCAUCUUGAUCGGCCUGUUCGUCGCAUUUGGCGGUGUUCUCUUCGGGUAUCUUGAGAUCGACGCUGGCGAGAAGCGCGCUGAGGGUGCUACUCACCACGAGAGCGUCGGUGCUAAGGCUGAUGUUUAA